This is a messenger RNA of Lachnellula hyalina, 3396 nucleotides long. It is a transcript of the gene VPS54, whose product is annotated as Vacuolar protein sorting-associated protein 54-like. The transcript has 3 exons. The coding region runs from base 1 to 3396 and encodes 1131 amino acids. Gene Ontology annotation, cellular component: GARP complex. Gene Ontology annotation, biological process: retrograde transport, endosome to Golgi; Golgi to vacuole transport. Lineage: Eukaryota; Fungi; Ascomycota; Leotiomycetes; Helotiales; Lachnaceae. The record is from RefSeq and is a predicted model, not a curated record. Gene Ontology annotation, molecular function: syntaxin binding.
AUGGCCUCUCUGACGCCACGCCAGUCCGUAGACGUGGACAGCUUCUCUUCCAGCUCACCCAACCUCUUCUCGAAAAGCGAAUACCCAUUUCCCAGGUUGGUAGCAUUGCAAAUGGCGAGGGGUGUGGUGCUGACAGUUGACAGACCUGGUUCGAGUAGUAGCAAUAGAUAUCAACCACGGAGAGGCUCAACCGCAAGUUCAAUACACUCAAUAGGAGGCACAUUAGACACUGCAUCAAAUUGGCAUGGACUGAGCGAAUCAGGGCAGAAUGCUAUAUCUACUCUACUACAACCCCCCAUCGUCCGGACUGGUCUUAUUCCGCACACCUCGGCGCCGGCAUCGAGCGCACACAAGCCACCAACUGCCCGAGACAUCCCACCUGUGACGCUCACCAAUAUACCUACCGUGGAUCCGUCCGAAUUCAAGCCCUAUUUGUCGCAGGUAGGGGCUCUGUAUGACGCGCUUCAGAGGGCCAAAGAAAAUGCGGAAGAAGGCGGAACCCAAUUGCUCAGGAAGGGUAAUCAAACGGAUGACUUUGCAGAUCUCUUGGAUCCAGAGAGACGGUUAUCUAGUCGGCCAAAUCUUUCGAAACGAUCUUCACUAGCCUCUUUAGCAUCGUCUAUUGAGACGCCCUCGGUGACUCGAAGGAGAUUAAGCGGAGGCAAGCGAAUGAUACAUGCCCCGACCCCUUUGUCAACGAUACCCCCCGUCUACUUCGAAGAAGACUUUCACCUGGAGAAUCCACGUACGUUUGAUGUCGUUAGUGAACGUUCAGAAGUUGUAAAGCCAGCGCCGGGGACUCCUGAUGAACGCAAGGCUCAAAACGGCGCUGCCACUGGUCCUCGGAAAGCUUUGGCAACUAAUGCCAUUCUCCAAGAGAAACUAUCGUGGUAUAUGGAUACAAUUGAAGUACACCUUAUAGCAUCGAUUUCGACUGCCUCUACAUCCUUUUUCGCCGCCCUUGGGGAGUUAAGAGAGCUUCAUUCUGAAGCAGCCGACUCUGUGAGUCGAAUAAAAGCGUUACGGAAGGAAUUGAAAGAGCUUGAUGAGGACAUGGCUAUUGGCGGACUGGAUAUUGUUAACAAGAAACGGAGGAGAGAGAAUAUAAAACAACUAGGGGAUGCGGUCCAUCAGUUGAAACGAGUGGUCGAAACUUUGGCAACAUGUGAGUCCCUGGUUGACAGUGGCGAAGUUGAGAAAGCGUUGGAUGCCAUGGAUGGCUUAGAAAAACUCAUCGCUGGUGAAGAGCAAGGAAUGAGAUCGGAGUAUGGCGCUAUCCAGUUUCGAGAUCUCAGGGGUGCAACCGCAUUACAAGGAGUCACAAACGACCUCGAUGUUCUUCGAUCUCGUAUUGGCAAAACAUUCGAGUCGAGAUUCCUUCAUACUCUACUUGGGGAUCUCCGGCGUCAUGUAGAAUCGGUUUCUAACCCGGAUAUAUUACAACGAUGGAGUAGCGCAUCAAAACGAUCGCGAGGGGGGCAUAAUCGGGAGCCAUCAAUAUACCCUUCUUAUUUAGCGAUGGGUGAAGAUUUUAGACCUGAGUUGCAGUCAAUCCUCAACGGUCUACAUCGCGCACGGCAUACUUCUCCCGCAACCGCUGCAUAUCGAGAGUCAGUACUGCGCGAAGUUCGAAACAUCAUCCGUCGGCCACUGCCAGCUUCGAAUGAUGAUGACGCUACCUCCAUGAUGUCGACUUCUACGAUUGGCGGAGGCCAACAAAAGUCGCAGCAGGAGAAGUCGACGAUCCUAGCACGUAAUUUAAGAGCAUUAGACCCUGAAGAUGCUGAAGAACUACUCAAAAAAGUAUACAUUGGCGUUGGCGAGACCUUGAGGCGACUUGGCUUUCAAGUCAAGAUAUUAUUGGAUGUUACCAGUACUCUUGGGGAUCCUUCACCUCCUGCGGGCAUGAAAUCUCCCCCACGAAGUCCCAAUAUCGCUGCUCUUGAUGGCCGACUGAAGCAAAACUCAACUCAGCAAAUACAGGAAGAGAUGCACCUAACCCUGGAUAUGUCGAAUCUUCUAGGACAAGCUGUCGAUAUAGCACAAGACAAAAUCGUGAAAGUAUUGCGUGUACGAUCAGAGCAGAGUAUACAUCUUCCAGUUGAAAAGUUCUUGAGAUACUUCAAUCUAAACCUUCUUUUUGCAAAUGAAUGCGAGGCAGUUUCCGGAAGAAGCGGUACGGCGCUGAAGAACGUUGUCAAUGGUCAUAUUAAAGACUUCGUCCACCAACUUGGCGAUUCUGAGAAACAGGCAUUAGCUACUGGUAUGGAAACUGAUCCAUGGAAUGCAAGUGACUUCACAGACUCUGAUAAAGAAGAGUUGUCGCGGAUCCUUUCGGCAAGUACCCAGGACGCAGAAGCUUGGAGUACAGGCAGCAACAUAUGGCUCCCGCCUGAGAAUCCACCUACGAGUACCCUAGCAGUCCCGUCUUCUGCUCAAACGAACGGAACAUCUGGGACCUCAACGCCAUCUUCCACUCCCGCCAAGCCUACAAUACGCCCUGCAAUCAUCGAAGGUGAAACCUUCCUGCUCCCUAUGUCUGCCAUCUCCUGUCUCCAUGGCAUAUCCACCUUCCUGCACCUGAAUACCGGUAUCCCAUCCAUGACGAAUGAGAUUGCAGCAUCAAUCCUCUCCUACCUAUCAACCUUUAAUUCUCGUUGUACACAACUUAUCCUAGGUGCCGGUGCAACUCGCUCGGCAGCUAGCCUAAAGAAUAUCACGACCAAACACCUAGCUCUAGCAGCACAAGCUGUGUCCUUUAUCAGCAGUCUAAUUCCCCACAUCCGCGAAUUCGUACGUCGACAUGCUGGAUUAAACACCAGCAUCUCAAACCUAAUGGGCGAGUUCGACAAAGUGCGACGCGCAUACUUAGAACAUCAACAGUCGAUCUAUGACAAGCUCGUUGAUAUCAUGGCCGGUCGUGCAGCUGCACAUACCAAAGCUAUGAAGCUGAUCGAUUGGGAGAUCGCAGGCAAAGAUGGCGUCAAUGCAUAUAUGGAGACUCUGACCAAGGAGACGAGGACUCUGCAUAGGGUGCUGAGUAAUUAUCUGCCGGCGAUUACGGUGCAGGGGAUUAUGGAGCCCGUGUUUAAGAGUUAUAAAGAGCAACUAGGAAAGUCGCUUGAAGAUGUGUCGCUGGGGAGCGAGGCUGCUCAAUCUAGGAUGCUUCGUGAUGCGGAACACUUCAAAGCGAGAAUAGGCGGUUUAGACGGCGCGGGCGAUACAGGAGAUUUCGUCGUCAAUCUUGUGAAAAAUAAGAACGUCCCAAAGCCCAAAACGCCUUCACCCCCACCUGUAAAAGAGGAAGCUGCGACAAAUGGCACGAUACCUACCCCUGAAACUAGUGGGAAUGGGAAGGGGGGUGAGAAAGCCAACGAUGAAAAAGCUCCUGAAUAG